Raphanus sativus (radish) is the source of this 1075-nucleotide messenger RNA. Its product is annotated as geranylgeranyl pyrophosphate synthase 10, mitochondrial-like. Gene Ontology annotation, biological process: isoprenoid biosynthetic process. The coding region runs from base 1 to 1068 and encodes 355 amino acids. The transcript has a single exon. Gene Ontology annotation, molecular function: geranylgeranyl diphosphate synthase activity. The record is from RefSeq and is a predicted model, not a curated record. Lineage: Eukaryota; Viridiplantae; Streptophyta; Magnoliopsida; Brassicales; Brassicaceae.
AUGGGAAACAGAGAAACUCUUGCUUACACUCUCAUUUGGAUCUUUCUUUAUCUCAAAUCCUUGUUUUGGAGAUUCAGGCCGCGUUACACUGUAGUUAAGUCUGUCUUCUUCAGACUGGCCCACCACCUUAACAUCCCCCGUUUAGCUGCAGUAACAAGCUAUAACUUCGACUUCAAGUUGUAUAUGGUCAAUAAGGUCGCGUCUGUCAAUAAAGCACUAGACGAGGCGGUUCCUCUCCGCGAACCAGCACUCAAAAUCCGUGAAUCCAUGAGGUACACGCUUCUCUCCAGUGGAAAACGUGUAAGGCCAAUGCUUUGCUUAGCUGCGUGCGAGCUCGUAGGCGGCCAAGAGUCCACCGCAAUGCCCGCUGCAUGUGCUGUUGAGAUGCUGCACGUGUCAUCUCUCAUCCAAGACGAUCUCCCUUGUAUGGAUAACGAUGACCUUCGUCGUGGGAAACCCAGCAACCAUAAAGCCUUUAGCGAAGGUAUAGCCGUCUUGACCGCUGAUGCACUCAUAGCUCUGGCUGUCACGAAGAUGGCCGCGUCCAUCUCUUUGGGAGUUUCUUCGGAGAGAGUUCUCCGGGCCGUUAUGGAGAUGACACGAGCGGUGGGAACGGAAGGGCUCAUUGCGGGUCAAGCGGCGGAUAUAGCCGCAGAAAGGAUUAGAUUUGAGGAAAACGAAGUCGGGUUGAAACAUCUCGAGUUUAUACAUAUUCACAAAACGGCGGUGUUGCUUGAAGCUUCUGUAGUGGCGGGAGCUCUAGUGGGAGGUGGGUCCGAUGAAGAGAUUGAAAGGCUUAGGAAGUACGCAAGAUGCAUUGGGCUUUUGUUUCAAGUCGUGGAUGAUGUGUUGGACGUGACAAAGUCGUCGGAGGAGCUGGGGAAGACGGCCGGUAAAGAUUUGGUGGCUAGAAAGCUAACGUAUCCGAGUCUCAUGGGAGUGGAGAAGUCGAAUGAAUAUGCGAAGAAGUUAAACGUACAAGCGAGAGAGCAUCUUCAAGGGUUUGAUUCACAUAAGGUGGCGCCUUUGUUGUCUCUUGCUGAUUACAUUGUCAACAGACAAAACUGACUUGAUA